AUGGAGAGCCCGCACGAACACCAGCAGAACCUCCUCCUCUCUCGCAUCAUCACCAAUGUCGAGAAACUAAAUGAGUCUAUUGUGGUGAUGAACAAGACCCUGCAGGAGAUCAACAUCCAGAACAUGAACAUUGAACUCGUCGCCCAAAUGUUCAAGAACUACCAGUCGAAUGUUCUGUUUCAUCUAGAAGCCACGGACAACCUGAAGGACCCAUCCUGA
This is a messenger RNA of Cryphonectria parasitica EP155, 219 nucleotides long. Its product is annotated as DASH complex, subunit Dad4. The transcript has 5 exons. Bases 1 to 219 code for a protein of 72 amino acids. Gene Ontology annotation, biological process: attachment of spindle microtubules to kinetochore. The record is from RefSeq and is a predicted model, not a curated record. Gene Ontology annotation, cellular component: mitotic spindle; DASH complex. Lineage: Eukaryota; Fungi; Ascomycota; Sordariomycetes; Diaporthales; Cryphonectriaceae.